UGCAGGACACCGGCCCUCCAGGACCGAGUUUGGGCACCGCUGCUUUACAACUUUACGCGAAAGCAGUAACACAAUUUCACACUCGUCCCGCCUUCAGUGUGUGUGUGAAUGAAAUGAGGCGGGGCCUAUUUAUCAGCUCUGAACCAUAGGCGACUGACGUCAGAGGUCUGGCUCUUACUGGCGACGUGCGGAACGCAGACCGACACAAGCAAGGAGGAGCGCGGCGCGCAAGCAGCGGGAUGGAGCUCGCGCGGCACGAUCCCAAACCCAGCCGUUUGUUUAACGGAGAAAGCGCGGAUAUUGCUGUGUGAUGAAACGGACCCCGCUGUUCGUUUGCAGUUGUUGAGGCUGACGCGUUGUGCGUGGAAGGACUGGAUUUAUAGGGCCAGCCGCAAGCGAACAUGGACCGAUGCGCUACGGUUCUGGAUCCGGACCAGGAUAAACAGUUUUGCGAGCUGUGUGGAAAGAUAGAAACCCUUUUAAAGUGCGGUCGGUGCCGGAUCUCUUUCUACUGCAGCAAGGAGCAUCAGAAACAGCACUGGAAAAAACACAAACUCACCUGCAGAGAGGCUGACAAGACCAAGACUGUGCCACAAACUCCUCAUCAGCUGGAGAAAACAACUGAUCCAGACAGAAAACAGCUGAUCACCGGAAGCUCAGAAGCUGACAGCAGUACCACCAAACCCCAAACCCACAAACUGGCCACUGAGUAUAUAGUCCCAUGCAUGAACAAGCAUGGCAUUUGUGUAGUGGACAACUUUCUGGGUGAAGACAUCGGGCUGUCCAUACUGGAGGACGUGAGAGCUCUCCAGCAGACUGGUAAAUUCACUGAUGGACAGCUGGUGAGUCAGAAAAGUGACUCUACUAAGGACAAGGGGGAUCAAAUCACUUGGAUCGAGGGGAAGGAGCCUGGAUGCGAGAAGAUCUGCUUCUUGAUGAGUCGCAUGGAUGACCUGGUCAGGAAUUGCAAUGGAAAACUGGGAAACUACUCAAUAAAUGGAAGGACUAAAGCGAUGGUGGCAUGUUAUCCGGGUAAAGGCUCUGGUUAUGUGCGCCAUGUGGACAACCCGAAUGGAGAUGGGAGAUGUGUCACAUGCAUAUAUUACCUUAAUAAGAAUUGGGAUGCCAAGGAAAAUGGGGGUGUAUUGCGGAUAUUUCCAGAGGGUAAAGCUCAGUUUGCGGACAUCGAACCCAAAUUUGACCGCUUGGUUUUAUUCUGGUCUGAUAGACGAAACCCUCAUGAGGUCCAGCCUGCGUAUGAUACAAGAUAUGCCAUUACCGUGUGGUAUUUUGAUGCUGAUGAGCGGGCGAGAGCUAAAGAAAAGUACCUAACAGGUACAGGUGAAAAAGGAGAGAAGGUGGAGCUAAACAAGCCGUCUGAACCAAGCUAAUCAAAUUAUCAUUAAUCCGGACUUUUCCUGGUUACCAGCUGCAUGGAAGAAAAAAAAAGAAGAGCGAGUCGGAAAAGGCUGCGGGUGUCUGUGACGAGAAAGGAGCAGAAGAUUGAAUUAAUAGAGAUUAAAAACUCUGCAGAAUUCAACUACAGUUCCCACAGUUCACCACACUGGUGGUGGUUGAGGAGAGACCCCCCCACAUGAUUGU
Messenger RNA from Sinocyclocheilus anshuiensis, 1602 nucleotides. RefSeq names its product egl nine homolog 1-like. The record is from RefSeq and is a predicted model, not a curated record. Gene Ontology annotation, molecular function: peptidyl-proline 4-dioxygenase activity; L-ascorbic acid binding; ferrous iron binding. Gene Ontology annotation, biological process: cellular response to hypoxia; peptidyl-proline hydroxylation to 4-hydroxy-L-proline. Lineage: Eukaryota; Metazoa; Chordata; Actinopteri; Cypriniformes; Cyprinidae. Gene Ontology annotation, cellular component: nucleus; cytoplasm.